Messenger RNA from Halteromyces radiatus, 1553 nucleotides. RefSeq lists its product as uncharacterized. Gene Ontology annotation, cellular component: cytoplasm. Gene Ontology annotation, molecular function: protein binding. The transcript is spliced from 5 exons. Lineage: Eukaryota; Fungi; Mucoromycota; Mucoromycetes; Mucorales; Cunninghamellaceae. Bases 74 to 1480 code for a protein of 468 amino acids. The record is from RefSeq and is a predicted model, not a curated record.
UUUUUUUUUUCUUCUUCUUUUCUGUUACUUCAUCCUUUUCUUUAGACUGUAUAUAGAUAUAUAUUUUUUUUUAAUGAUCAAAAACUUUGGCAAAAUAAGACAAUGGGCAGGUGAAAAGUUGGGGGCAUCUCAUGGUACAUUACCUUCAGAGGAAUUCAAGGACUUCCAAAGUGAAACCAAACAAAGACAUGAAGAUUUUGAUCAAAUGCGUCAUACCCUUGAAUUAGCUGUACAAUAUAUACAAAAGAACAAGAUUACUUCAGAUAAUGGUUCAAAACGAGCUCCUCUAGGUGCUUAUGGUGAGGCACUGGUAUGUCAUGCCAAUAUGUUUCCUCGUGAUUCAAUCCAAUGGAAUGCCUUGACUACACUUGGUUUAGGUGAAUGUCGUCUUUCUGAAAUGGAAGAUGAAUUCGCCAAAAGUAUCAAAGAUGAUUAUAUGGUAGUACUACAACAAUUCAAUCAAAACUUUAAGGAAUAUCUCACUCUUUGUCGAAAAUUGGAAUCAAGACGAUUGGAUUAUGAUGCAAAGUACAAUCGGCUACAAAAAGCGAAAAAGGAAAGUCCGGAUUCUGAACAAAGUGUACAAGCUGCCAAGGUCAAAUAUGAAGAAACCGAAUUCGAUGUAGUACAAUGUAUGAUUACACUUCAAGAAACAGAAGAUGAUCAUAUUGAUGCCUUACGAAACCUAUUGCAAAAUCAACUUUCUUAUCACAAAGAAGCAGUCAAGAUAUUGGAAAACGCAAACAAGAAAUGGGAUCAGUGUGAUGGACAAGAUACUAGAAUCAACAAUGAUCAAAAAGACUCUGAUACUCAAAAGGUUGAAAAAAAUCAAAUCAAGGGAAAACAAAGAAAGGCUAUUUAUGAACAUGUUCAAGAUCAUCCUGAUGAACUAACAUUCCAUGUGAACGACAUCAUCAAUGUAGUGGAUAAGGUGGACAAUGGCUGGUGGCUAGGCGAAAUGCCUGUCAAGAAUGGACAGCAAAAUACCCGUGGGAUCUUUCCUGUUAAUUACACCAUACCUUAUCCAGAUGCCAAUGAUGAAAGUAUGGAUACAGAUGAUAAUAGCAAGAACCAUUCAAGUAAAAUGGAGAUCAGCAAAAAUGGAACAGUGAUAACAACAUCGUUACAAGGAUCAUCCAUCAUAUCACCAACAGAAACGUCACCUGAUUCUUUAUCAACCACAUCAACUUCUCCACCGUUACGACCAUUAUCAACAUCUAUAGGUUCAUCCCCUUCAUCGGCAUCAUCAUCAUCACCUGGUCAACAGCCUGUACAUCAAAUCUUACCAACUUCUUCUUUACGUCCACCUCAACCUGUCUUUCCUGAAAGUCUUCCAACUACCUCACCUCCAACAACAAAAGCCAAUCACCAAGCAUCAUCAGAUCAACAUCAAGAGUUGCCUUUGAAGAAAACCCUAUCAAAAACAAUAGCUAGUAAAGAUAGUCAUCAUCCUUUACCCCCCACACCAUCUUCAGAUUAGUUUUAUUUUGGUGAUACCCUCCAGUUAUAUGAUGUGAAAUAAACUUUCUUUUUGCUUUUAUUUAUUUAACUAA